ACUUGGAUAAUUAUCAUUGUAGCAGCAGCUGUAAUACUGUCUGUGGCUAUUGUAGUGUCCAUAACACUGUGUGUUUUCAGAUGUAUUAAUCACUUCAAUAAUUCAUCUGCAGAAAAAAAUAAUCCAAAAUUUCUAUCGAGGACUGAAAUGAGACAAAUCCUGUAUCAGACUAACAAUCCUGUUGCAAUAACUCGGAAUGCAGAAGAGAUAUUUAGCAGAAAUCUUCAGUCAAUAAACCCCAAAAGUCCAUAUUAUCCAGAGAUGGAACAAUCAGCCAAUGAAUGGAAAUUCUCAACAACACCCAGGAGACUUCCACCAGUUCCACAGAUCUACAAUAAACAGAUUUCAGAUGAGUCUUGUGAGCAAGGUGACAACAGUGGCAUUGUGACAUCAAACAACUUAAGUGAUACAUUACCAUCUCAAAGAGAUCACUGCCGUGGAUGGAGUGAAGGAGAUAUUAAAAAUCAUAUAUCAGAAUACAGUAACUACACACCAAACAUACCUCCAAUACUAAAAGAUGAACAUGAACAAGACACAUAUCUAGAACCAAUAUAUAAGAAAUAGUAAAC
Molecule: messenger RNA, 569 nt
Organism: Octopus bimaculoides (California two-spot octopus)
Lineage: Eukaryota; Metazoa; Mollusca; Cephalopoda; Octopoda; Octopodidae
Product: protocadherin beta-15-like
Biological process (GO): homophilic cell-cell adhesion
Cellular component (GO): plasma membrane
Molecular function (GO): calcium ion binding
Source: RefSeq, a predicted model, not a curated record